This is a messenger RNA of Pogonomyrmex barbatus (red harvester ant), 1920 nucleotides long. RefSeq lists its product as uncharacterized. The record is from RefSeq and is a predicted model, not a curated record. Gene Ontology annotation, molecular function: protein binding; dynein complex binding. Gene Ontology annotation, cellular component: axoneme. Gene Ontology annotation, biological process: axoneme assembly. Lineage: Eukaryota; Metazoa; Arthropoda; Insecta; Hymenoptera; Formicidae.
AUGCUUGAAGAUACUCUAAAGGAUAAACAUAUUCAAUAUGAAAGAUUAAAGAACAAUCAUAGUUCUCCAUUAAUAUCAACUUCAUCUAUUAAGACCUGCUCAUCCGAAAAGAAGCUCUCUCUUUAUCAUGAGCAAAGACAGCGGAUUAUCGAUAGCGAUUGGGGAAGAUAUGCCCUGGAUUUAAAUUUAUGGGAGGAUAAUAAAUCACCCGUGGUACAGAUAAGAUCGAGUGAAGUAUCAUUAAAAGAUAGAGAAUGCUGCGGUUUUUUAUCCGACAGAUUAAUAGGCAUUGGUUUGUCUUUCUUGAAGAGAUCACCUGAGAACGGUCUCUAUAUUCUUAGCAAAUGCGUCUUGAAUAAUAGGUCUAUAACUUGCAUAUUUUAUUUUAGACAUCUGCGGUAUUUAAAUUUGUCUUACAAUUUCAUCGAACAUAUUGAAAAUUUGGAUGGUCUGAAUAUAAAGGAAUUAAAUUUAGAAGGCAAUUGUAUAACAUCGUUUAAAUCUGCUAUACCGGGUCAUGGCAUAAGCAUAUUGCCUAAGUUGCGAAUUAUCCUUCUGGGAUAUAAUAGAUUGUCGACUUUAGAAUUUUUCAAAGACGCGUACAGUUUACGUUUUAUAGAUCUAAAAUUUAAUAAAAUUGCCGAUCUUUUGGAAAUAUUGAACUUGAAAGGCUCGAUAUUUAAAGUCGACUUUAGAGGUAAUACUUGCACGAAAUGGCCUAAUUAUCGAAACGUACUGAUAUCUUUCGUACCAAGUCUUAGAAUCAUAGAUAACAUUGAGGUAUCUGUGACAGAAAAGGUGACGUCGACUAUAUUAUUUGCAUCACCGCUGGAUUUAAUUGUUGUCCGCAAAGUAGCAAACUUAAUGUUACUGGAACACUUAAAUAUUAGCAAAAUAGAUGCUCACGUUCAACCAUAUGAUGAAAUCAGUCCACCUCUAAUAAUACUUACAGGACCAUCGGCACUAAAGAAAAUGGCACUUGCUUUGCAUGUGGCUCGAACAAUUCCCGAUAAAAUAAGAUACUGCCGUUGGUAUACCACAAAAGAAAUGUACGAAGAUGAAGUUGAACGUAACGCUUAUAUUCUUGUAAACAGAGAGAAGUUCAACGAUAUGGCGCGACGCGGCGAAUUUUUAGUAAUUUUAGAUCUCUUGGGCAAUAGCUAUGGAUUCCAUGUAAAUCAGAUCAGUCUUUUAAUAUCUGAACACAAAAUUGGACUUACUCAUAUGAAUCUGUAUGCAGUUACGGAAAUUUCUAAACGAUAUCCGAAUGUGAAGGCGAUCUUGGUGUUGACGCAGAAUGUCGAUCUUCACAGAAACUGGAUACGAGAAAAAUUCGGUGUCUACACGUGGAUUAAGGACAGCGUGGAAAAUUUAUUAGCGGUUAAAAUAGGAAAGCACCACGAGGAAAUGGAGACCGCUAGUUGUAUAUUAAAUUUCAUCCAAGAAAUCUUGGACGAGAUAAUAUACCGUCUAGAAUUAUCAAUUUAUGGCAUCUCACAAGAAAAAGAACCAACAACAACCGAUAUAAUCCUGGAAAAGACCAUACCGAAAUCGUUUGUUUUACGAAAGAGCGAGGAUCAGCAAAUGAUAUCACACGAAGAAAAAGUAGAAAUGUUAAAAAAUAUAUAUAUUGAACUUAUUAUAAAAAAUAGGGAAUUAUAUUUGGACUAUCAUGAAAGUCAUCCUGGUUUCUUUAUUUUGGUGUUAUUUAUGGAUGAUUAUAUGAAAGCUUUUACCUCGCUAAUUGACUUCAUUCACGAAUCAUAUACAAAUCUGCCUUAUAGAAAACCAAUCUUUUUAUCAGAAGUGCAACAUUUUAGGAAUACAACAAUUCUCAUCAUGCUUGAACAUAUCGUUAAUGAAAUCAGAGAAAAUUUAUCGAUAUCUAAACGCCAAUGUAGAAAAAUAUUAAAACUGUAA